ACACACACACACACACACACAGAGCAGCAUUUCCCUCCCCCAAACUUUGGAAUGUGUAAGCUUUGGACGUGAUUCGAUCUCUGGGAACUCCACACUGGAUCUGUGCGUGUGUGACCUGUAUUUUCCUAACUGGCGCUCUACAUGUUAGUUUAAUGCAAGAUACAGUACUAACUCUCAUGAUGUGCUUACUUAUCACCAACUCUUUAGAGUAAACGGUGUGUGUGUGUGUGUGUGUGGUAGUUGAAGAUUGGCUGUUGUGGUGUGGAAGUGCAUGAAGCAAGUCUGUGUGUGAUGUGGUGGUUUCAGCAGGGGCUUUGCUGGCUCCCUGCAGCACUGGUCAUCUGGUCUACGGUCACGUUUGUUCUCUCCUACUCCAUCACUGUGUUACUGGGACACACAGACCCAGUGCUGCCUUACAUCAGUGACACGGCCACACAGGUUCCAGAGCGCUGUGUAUUUGGGUUCAUGCUCUCCGUCACCUCGUUCUUAGGUGCAGCCACAGUCUAUGUACGGUACAAGCAGAUCCAGACAUUAACCUCACCAAGCGAACAUGUCCUGCACUUGCUCAAUGGUGUGGGCAUCAUCCUUGGUUUCAUCAGCUGCUGUGGGAUGUGCGUGGUGGCCAACUUUCAGAAAACAGACCUGAUUGGUGCACACCUGUUUGGGGCAGGGAUGACCUUUGCGGCAGGGGCGCUGUACAUCUUGGUGCAGACGGGCGUGUCGUACCGCAUGCAGCCCCGUUUCCAUGGAAAAGGCGUCCUGUGGUCGCGCACUGUGUUGGGCCUGUGGACUCUGGGCAGCAUGGUAACCCUGUUUGUGUCCUCCAUCAUCAUGUACGAUGAGGAGCCUGAUGUGGACGUGACUACCAAAGUGAGCUGGAUGCCCACAGAGUCGGGCUAUGUACCUCAUCUGGUGAGUGCUGCCGCUGAGUGGUCCCUGGCCUUCUCCUUCAUCUUCUUCUUCCUCACCUACAUACGGGACUUCCAGAAACUUCGUCUGCGUGUCCAGGCCAUCCUGCAGUGUAAUCACCUCUACAACUACGCCCACUAUGACGGACGAGUGCACGUUCACCAUGGAGAGCGCUCUCCUCUGCUGGCAGGCAGCAUCUAAGAUUUAGAUUCUAAGUAGCGUCCCCUGCUGGUGUGGAGUAGGAACAGCAGGUUUAGUCUGGAUUGGGUCAAUACACUGGGAUCUCUACAUCAUCACAUUGCACAUGUGCACAUGCACAGGCAUAUCAUGACCACAUGAUGAAGGAACUUUAUGGAGAUUGUGGUCUCCUCACUGGGUAGUUAUUCAUUCGCCCUGAGGAUCUCAAAGACCUCUGGUGAACUGUGAGAUUUCUGGUUUAAACCGAGCAAAGGCACAAACACAAAGGGUGGGUGGGCCGGACGGUGCAGGUUAAACCCAAGCAUUCAGUAAAUUGUAUGUACAAUAUGUAGUUCAUAUAUCUAUGCUCUGUUGUAAUAUCAGUAUUAGAAGCUUUUCUACAUUUGAUCUAAAAGGCUACACGGCUGUUAUUACUCUCUUUUUUUUUUUGUCAUGUAAGCGAGCUUGCCCGAGGAAGCGCUCAGAGAACACAUCUUAAUGAGAUGAAAGGCUUUGUUCUCAAGUCUCUGUGAUGCUGGCCUUGAAAAGAAAAGCCUCGCUUACAAAAUAUUUUUUUUCUUUGAAUUGUUGCUGACAUGCGUCAGUUCUUCCUUGAAAACAUGAGCUCUAAAGCCCACUGUCUAGGCUCUCGCUCUCUCUUAUCUGUGCCUUAAAGGCAGAUAAGGAGAUCCCAUAUUAAUGAUUACCACGGUGGCAGAGGAUGGGAGGGAGAGAAACAAGGAAAAUAGGAGGUGGAGAAAACAAGUGGUGUGGAAUGACUAAGGGAUAACAUGAUCUGCAUGAGAUAUUAUUUAUUUAAAAAUACACUGCUCAAAAAAAUUAAGGGA
This is a messenger RNA of Alosa sapidissima (American shad), 1934 nucleotides long. It is a transcript of the gene dram2a, whose product is annotated as DNA damage-regulated autophagy modulator protein 2. The transcript has 7 exons. Gene Ontology annotation, cellular component: lysosome. Gene Ontology annotation, biological process: regulation of autophagy; photoreceptor cell maintenance. The record is from RefSeq and is a predicted model, not a curated record. The coding region runs from base 292 to 1110 and encodes 272 amino acids. Lineage: Eukaryota; Metazoa; Chordata; Actinopteri; Clupeiformes; Clupeidae.